GAGACGCCUUGCUCCGGGGGCUUUGUUUUCAUUGCGCGCGCUGCGCUGCGCUCGCUCGCGAGUCAUCUCCAGCAAGGCCUGCUACUCUGCAAAUAAUAUUCUACAACCUAUCACGUGUCUUUAGAUAGGCCACGUGGAUUAACAAAGUAGGUCUGCCCCCCGCUAGCCCACAGCUUCAGGUUUUGCUAUUUCUUUAACUGAUCCUAAGUGCACACAUUAACCAAAAGCUCGCCUUUAAUCCUAUGGAAUAAUUUAGGAGCAUGAAUGCGCCAGCGCUUUAUAAGCGGCUGCCUCCAGUCUGCUCAUCUCAGUCUGUAGCGUCUGGAAACAGCAGAACCUACUAGUCUAGCUACAAUAAUUUCACAAUUCUAUCAUUUUUUUCUAGUUUUUUAUCAAAUGAUGGCGUCUAAGAUGAAGGAUCGCAAGAAAACUCCUGUUUCUCACAAGGUCAUUGAGAAAAGAAGAAGAGACCGAAUCAACAGAUGUCUAAACGAGCUGGGAAAGACCGUUCCUAUGGCACUGGCUAAACAGAAUUCUGGGAAACUCGAGAAAGCAGAAAUUCUGGAAAUGACUGUGCAGUAUCUGCGCGCGCUCCACUCCGCAGAUUUUCCGCGCGGGAGAGAGAAAGGAGAACUGCUGACAGAGUUUGCGAAUUACUUUCACUACGGCUAUCACGAGUGCAUGAAGAACCUCGUUCACUAUCUGACCACCGUGGAGCGAAUGGAGACCAAAGACACCAAGUACGCACGGAUCCUCGCCUUCCUGCAGUCCAAAGUCGUUACCGAGCCCGUGUUCGGCUCGUUAGGUACCAUCUCUCCAGACCCUACGGACCUUCUGUGCCAGCUGGAGUACCAGAGUCCAAGUCCAACCGAGUCAGUGUUUCAGCAGAGCCCUCCUGGACACUUUUCCUGGCACAGCUCGGCGCGCAGCCCCACGCUCGCGUACCCUGCGAUGUCUCAGCACAGCGGAUACUUGUCACCGGUUCAGGGACUCGAUCACCAUUACAUGAACUUCAUCGGGCACUCACACCCACACAAUGCCUUCAGCUUACACAGUGCACAACACGCUGCUCUGUAAAUACGUCUGCAGAUGUCCUUAAUUUAUAUAUGUUUACAUGUUUUAUUUUAAUAAGUAGAUGUAUCAUGAAAUAAAUGAUGUUUGAAUAAGA
Molecule: messenger RNA, 1168 nt
Organism: Cyprinus carpio (common carp)
Lineage: Eukaryota; Metazoa; Chordata; Actinopteri; Cypriniformes; Cyprinidae
Gene: helt
Product: helt bHLH transcription factor
Biological process (GO): anterior/posterior pattern specification; regulation of neurogenesis; regulation of transcription by RNA polymerase II
Cellular component (GO): nucleus
Molecular function (GO): protein dimerization activity; DNA-binding transcription factor activity, RNA polymerase II-specific; RNA polymerase II cis-regulatory region sequence-specific DNA binding
Source: RefSeq, a predicted model, not a curated record